CGAGGUUGGCCGUGAGGAAAGCAGAUGUAGAUACAACCAGAGUUUGGAAGAGACCACUGUUAAAAUGUCAGCACUAAGCAAUGAUUGUUCGCAUUUGGAGUCUGUUGGUGAAAUAACCAAGGAAGACUUAAUACACAAGUCACAUGGCACUUGCCAGGACUGUAAAGUGAAAGGACCAAAUCUUUGGGCAUGCUUAGAGAAUAGAUGCUCAUAUGUUGGUUGUGGAGAAUCUCAUAUAGAUCACAGUACCAUACAUUCGGAGGAAACAAAUCACUGUCUAACGGUUAACCUUACCACAUUACGUGUCUGGUGUUAUGCAUGUAGCAAAGAAGUGUUUCUUGAUAGAAAACUGAAGUCUCAUUCUUCACUGCAAAAUGUUCGACUGUCUCACAUCAUACAGGAUAUUAGGUUACCUAGUAUCCCUACACUGAAAAUUCCUCUAAUUGCAACAUUUGAUGACCUUGAUGUACAAGUAGAUGAAGAAGAUGAAUUCAAGGCAAGAGGUCUGACAGGCUUGAAAAAUAUUGGAAACACUUGUUACAUGAAUGCAGCUUUACAAGCUCUUUCAAAUUGCCCACCAUUAACCCAGUUUUUCCUUGACUGUGGGAGUUUAGCUCGUACUGAUAAGAAACCAGCCAUCUGCAGAAGUUAUUACAAACUGAUGGCAGAACUCUGGCACAAAAGCAGACCUGGAGCAGUUGUCCCCACAAAUUUGUUUCAAGGAAUUAAAACAGUUAAUCCAACAUUUCGAGGCUAUUCUCAACAGGAUGCACAGGAAUUUUUGCGUUGUUUGAUGGAUUUACUACAUGAAGAGUUAAAAGAGCCUGUUAUUGCAAUAGAGGAUAGUAUCCCAGCAAAUGAAGAGAGCAUGGAAGAAGAGAAGAGUCAAUCGGAUGUAGACUUUCAAUCAUGCAGUAAUACUGAUAAGGUAGAAAAUGAGGCUUGGUCAAAAUCUGUGGCAGAAGACCAAGCAGAGGACACAAUGUUAAUUCAGGAUGAUGAAAAUGCAUCCAAAGACAAUCAGAAAGAGAAAUCCUUGUGUACCAAGAUGAACAAAGCAAGUUCUGUGGAAGACAUAGAAAAAGACAUAUACAAUUUCUUUGAAACGGCUGAAUUUUUGAACAAUCAGGAAACAGUGAAGGUGCAAAUACACAGCAGAUACUCAGACUAUAUCAAUGAUGUCCAUAUGAAUGAUGUGUCUAUGCCACAAAGUUUUCCUUCAAAAGAUGGGGGGAAUGCACAUUUAUCAACCAGCCCUCCCAAAUCAGGUACUUUCUGGUCUGGACUGGCACCCUUGAACAAAAAAGUUCCAACCAUAUGUUCCCCCAAAAAGAAGAAACACAAAAAAUUCAGAAGUGUUAUUUCUGACAUAUUUGAUGGGACUAUCAUAAGUUCAGUACAAUGUCUAACAUGUGACCGGGUGUCAGUGACCCUGGAGACUUUCCAGGACUUGUCAUUGCCUAUUCCAGGCAAGGAAGACCUUGCUAAGCUGCAUUCGGCAAGUCAUCAGACCUCUCUUAUCAAGGCAGGCUCUUGUGGUGAAGCAUAUGCUCCUCAGGGCUGGAUAGCCUUUUUCAUGGAAUACUUUAAAAGGUUUGUUGUCUCAUGUGUCCCUAGCUGGUUUUGGGGUCCAACAGUAACCUUACAAGAUUGUCUUGCUGCCUUUUUUGCUAGAGAUGAACUGAAAGGUGACAAUAUGUACAGUUGUGAAAAGUGUAAAAAGUUAAGAAAUGGAGUAAAAUUCUGCAAAGUUCAACACUUUCCUGAGAUAUUGUGCAUUCAUCUCAAAAGAUUCAGGCAUGACCUUAUGUUUUCCACAAAAAUUGGGACUCAUGUAUCCUUUCCCUUGGAAGGACUUGAUCUUCAACCUUUUCUUGCCAAAGACAGUCCAACUCAAAUAGUGAUGUAUGAUCUCUUAUCAGUAAUCUGUCACCAUGGAACUGCCAUCAAUGGACAUUAUAUAGCUUAUUGUCGGAACAACUUAAAUAAUCGAUGGUAUGAGUUUGAUGAUCAGAGUGUCACAGAAGUCACCGAAUCAACAGUUCAAAAUGCAGAAGCUUAUGUUCUCUUCUACAGAAAAAGCAACGAAGAAGCUAAAAAAGAGAGACAGAAGGUAUCAAGCCUUAAUAUAAUGGAACCAAGUCUCCUCCAGUUUUAUAUUUCCAGACAGUGGUUGAACAAAUUCAGGACUUUUGCAGAACCAGGACCUAUUUCAAAUAAUGAUUUCCUCUGCAUACAUGGAGGAGUUCCUCCACACAAGGCUACUUCUAUAGAGGACCUUGUAGUAGUGCUACCUCAAAAUAUAUGGGACAACCUGUAUAGCAGGUAUGGUGGAGGACCAGCUGUUAAUCAUCUCUAUGUUUGUCAUACCUGUCAAAUGGAAACAGAAAAAAUAGAGAAAAGAAGGAAGACAGAACUGGAAAUGUUUAUUCGGCUCAACAGAGCCUUCCAAGAGGAGGAGUUUCCAUCCAUAUUCUAUUGCAUCAGUAUGCAGUGGUUCAGAGAAUGGGAAGGGUUUGUGAAGGGCAAGGACAACGAUCCUCCAGGGCCCAUUGACAAUGCCAAAAUUGCUGUCAAUAAAUGUGGAUCUGUGGUUCUGAAACAAGGAGCUGAUUCUGGACAGAUUUCUGAAGAAACAUGGAAUUUUCUACAUUCCAUCUAUGGGGGAGGACCAGAAAUCAUCCUGCGACCACCUGUUGCUCAAAUUGAACCUGAAUCGUUACAAACUGAAGAUAAGAUUGAGUUGGAAACACGUGGUCAGUAGCCACCAACCCAAGGAUAAAUUCUAAUGACAUAGCAUCCAGUUAACAACAUACAUUCCUAAGAUUUUUUUUGUCUGUUUUUCUGUUUUAUUUUUGUUUUCCCUGUGAGAUAACAGGAGGUUGGGCAUUAUUGUGUCUGAAAAGCAAAUUGAGACUUGUAAUAUAUAAAUUCUAAAAAUGUUUUAGAACCUAUUAGAGACCUUAGGGUAACUUGUUCUACAUUAACUGUACAUAUGCAAAGUAGAGAUGAAGGAUUUAACUGUUCUUUUCAAUAUCUCUAUGAAUUUCUAGGCUCUUUCAUAUCAGGUCUUGUCAAGACAAGAUUUAAAGUGUCUUUAACACCACAUGGUGGAAAGAUGGGAUAUCAGUUUAGCAAAUAU
Molecule: messenger RNA, 3142 nt
Organism: Lacerta agilis (Sand lizard)
Lineage: Eukaryota; Metazoa; Chordata; Lepidosauria; Squamata; Lacertidae
Gene: USP33
Product: ubiquitin specific peptidase 33
Exons: 24
Coding region: 65-2764 (899 amino acids)
Biological process (GO): protein deubiquitination
Molecular function (GO): zinc ion binding; cysteine-type deubiquitinase activity
Source: RefSeq, a predicted model, not a curated record